This is a messenger RNA of Onychostoma macrolepis, 1986 nucleotides long. Its product is annotated as prostaglandin F2 receptor negative regulator-like. Gene Ontology annotation, cellular component: external side of plasma membrane. The coding region runs from base 1 to 1491 and encodes 496 amino acids. Gene Ontology annotation, biological process: cell surface receptor signaling pathway; cellular response to lipopolysaccharide; positive regulation of T cell proliferation. The transcript is spliced from 4 exons. Lineage: Eukaryota; Metazoa; Chordata; Actinopteri; Cypriniformes; Cyprinidae. The record is from RefSeq and is a predicted model, not a curated record.
AUGUGGAGUGGAUACUCCUCCGGAAUGGUUCCCCAUUUACCAUCUCCAAUUGUGAUGAGCUCCUUCACUCUUGCUCCCUCGGUUCCACCUGGGAUUGUCAACCCUAUGGCUGCAGUGGGCUUCCUCGUCCCUCUGGCUCUGCCUUGGUCAGUCAUCACUCUGACUUUGCCAUGGACUUACGGGUCUUCGUCUGUGACCUGUCCCUCCACCCGUCAGUUUCCUCCUUCAGCUCUGACUUGGUUUUCGGUCGCACCGCUUCCACCUCAGUCCUCUGGCGCCCUGGCUCCACCUCAGUCGUUCAGUGCUGAAGCUCUGCCUUGGUCUCCAGGACCUUCAGUGUCCCCGGUAUCUACAGCUUUUCAGCUCCAACUCGGUCUCCACUUUCCACACUGUCUAAAGUCCAUCGUUCCCUGGUUCUGCCUGGCAAGGCUCCACCAUGGCUCCUCCCUCGGCUCUGCCAUGGGCCUGCGCACUGGUACUUCUGUGUGGGGCUCUUCCGCCUUCCGCUUGGCUGCUUCUACCUUCAUCUCCACCCUGGCUCCUGCUGCCUCGGUCUUCACCCAGCUUUCUCUUUGCCCUGGCUCAGGCUGUCCAGCAUCCCGGCUCUGCGUCCCCAACCUAAGCCACCUCCCUCUGCUGGACUUAUUGUCACAUAAUGUUCUGUUCUGGUUGGUUGUGCGUGGUCCCUCUGGUCCUCUGGUUGCUCCUCUGGGAUCUUCAGUGGUUUUGCCCUGUUAUGUUGAUGAACUCUUACUAAUGCAGGGUCUGGAGGUGGAAUGGAGAAGAACAGACUCAGAGACUCUGGUUCAUCUUUAUCAAGAUGGUGAGAGUCGAGCAGAGUCCCAGCAGCAGGAUUAUCAUGAUAGAGCUCAUUUCUUUACUGAUCAGAUUCAACAUGGAAACUUCUCCCUCCGUCUGGACAAUCUGACAGCUGAAGAUGAGGGACGAUACACAUGUACUGUUCACAGUCAGCAGGAUUCUGGUGAGAUUGUGGUUGAAAUAAAAUAUCUUGAGCGUUUGCUAGUAUCAGGAUCAGAUGAGUCCAUAUCUGCGUCUGUGGGUGAGGACGUCACUCUGAACUGCUCUGUAGACUCUCACAUCGCACCUGAACACAUUGAAGAGGUUUCUUGGAGGAAAACAGAUGGAUAUAUUCUGGUUCUGCUCUACCAAAACAAUGAGACUUUAUCAGAUUCAUCAGAUGAGCGAUACAGAGACAGAGCUGAGUUCUUCACUGCUGAAAUCCCCAAAGGAAACUUCUCUCUCAGACUGAAGAGCAUCAGAACUGAGGAUAAAGGAGUUUACAUGUGUCAAGUGUUUGCUGGAGGACUUUCAGCCAAUGCAACGGUAGAACUGGAGCAACUGGGUUUCUCUGUUUCACACAUAAUGGUGUUGAUUCUCUGUAUAUCUGCAUCUGGAUCUGCACUCCUGCUCUACUGGCUGAUCUACUGCAGACCACAUAAUGAAGGUAUAUAUCAACAGCAACGAUAUUAAUAACUAGAUAGGAAAGUUCGUCGAGACAAACUUUAAGUUGGCUUGAGAAAGACGGACCAGAAAGUUUGAAAAGUUAAAAAAGUUUGAAAAGUUUUAAAAAAGUUUAAGAAGUUUAAAAAGUUUAAGUUUGAAAAAUGUUAAAAGUUUUAAAUUUGAUGGGUUUCAGUCUGAAAUAGUUUGAAGUUUAAAGUAGUUUUAAAAGCUUAAAGUUUGACACAUAGAUAGAUAGAUAGAUAGAGUCAGAUUAUAGAUCGAUAGAUAGAUAGAUAGAGUCAGAUUAUAGAUAGAUAGAUAGAUAGAUAGAUAGAUGAAGUCAGAUUAUAGAUAGAUAGAUAAGAAACAUUAGAUAGAUGAGUUUGAAUGGAUUAGAAAUAGUAUUGGGUCAGUAUGACCUCAAUCAACUUUCUUUAGUUAAAAAAUGUUUCCCUUCAUCUCAGUGGAAUAAGAUUUUGUGACUUUUCAACAUUUUCUAUCUGUAUUCACAUUAAAAAUAAU